This is a messenger RNA of Peronospora matthiolae, 234 nucleotides long. Lineage: Eukaryota; Oomycota; Peronosporomycetes; Peronosporales; Peronosporaceae. The record is from the annotation of a GenBank genome assembly.
AUGACCGCGUGUAUUUCGGAAGAGAAGGAGGAGGAGGGUGACGACGGACUGGAUACGACUGCGCAGAGACGAGAGGAGGUCAUUGUGGUCGAGACGGCAAAAGGGCAAAUGAGCGCACGGCUGUCGCGAGAAGGAGAGACUGUCGCCCAGCGUCAGCAGCUGCUGGAAGAAAGAUCCCUUCCGUCACUCUGCGGCUCGGCAAAUCGAGCACGAUGGCUCCAGUCAAGUGGGUGA